This is a messenger RNA of Centropristis striata (black sea bass), 1689 nucleotides long. It is a transcript of the gene kcne4, whose product is annotated as potassium voltage-gated channel, Isk-related family, member 4. The record is from RefSeq and is a predicted model, not a curated record. Bases 88 to 627 code for a protein of 179 amino acids. Gene Ontology annotation, molecular function: voltage-gated potassium channel activity involved in ventricular cardiac muscle cell action potential repolarization; potassium channel regulator activity; transmembrane transporter binding. The transcript is spliced from 2 exons. Gene Ontology annotation, biological process: membrane repolarization during action potential; regulation of heart rate by cardiac conduction; potassium ion export across plasma membrane. NCBI's taxonomy places the organism in Eukaryota, Metazoa, Chordata, Actinopteri, Perciformes, Serranidae. Gene Ontology annotation, cellular component: membrane.
CUGCAAGAAGAUACAAGAGGUUCACAUGAGACUCAGCUCUUCGGUUUGCACAUAUUCUUGGUCAUCAGCGUCAGCCGCACUGAAGAAAUGGAGCACCUGGAAAACUCCACAGCACCUCCCAAACGCCUCUUCCUGCACACACAGAGCACCGCGCACUCCCAUGCGGAAAAAAGCGAUGGAAACGCGUUCCCUUACAUAUUAAUAAUCAUGUGUUUCUACGCAAUCUUCCUCUCUGGUAUAAUGCUGGGAUACUUCCGCUCCAAGAGGCGGGAGAAAAGGAGGAUCAACGUCUUCACGCGCCUCGUGCACGAGGAGGAGCAGCGGGAGUGGGGCGCGCUGCCCAAGAAACACAGCCUCACCUUCCCCUCAGCUGUGUCGGAGCUGCGCUCGGUGCAGGUGUCUCUGCCUUUCUGCGGCAACCACGGCAACCACUUCGGACCCCUCCACUACGACGGCGUGCUGCCAUCCCCGCUGGCGUGCGCGCUGUGCACGGAGCAGAGUAGCAUCAGUUCCCUGUGCUCCUCCGCGGACACGCGCUUCGCCAUAGAGGAGGAGUCGGACAGCGGCACGGCGGAGGGAUCACAGGAGAACGUGAAGGGGGCGAACAGCGGAGAUGAUUUAGGCUGAACUCCACCCAGGGGGAAAAAAAACUUUGUGUACCUGUCACAGCCGAGAAGAGGAGAAACAUCACCUGGAGAGAAAAGCAGGAGUUUCUCAGAGGCCCAAACAGUUCAGCCAGCAGCCAUAAAAACUCCCCAAAGCAACAUCACCCAUGAUAUGAUAUCCAUAUAAGGGCUGGAGUCAAACAAGACUGUGUGGCCAAUAUUAUUAAACCUUAUUGAGCCAGAAUACUGUUUUAUUUGAUAGUUUUGAACUGACACACAUUUCUGAGACACAAAUUCACACUUACACAUUUCACACACACUCAGUAGUAACAGGAAACCACACACACACACACACACACACCACAAAACUUUACUUAAUUAAGUUAUCAUUUUAAAUGACAAGAUAGUCAUGGUGAAAGUGAACAUAUGAUGAUAAUGGACAUUUUUAUGUUAUAUGUUGGCCCAACUUAUAGAGAGUGAAGUAAACAUUCAGUUCAAUGCUAUAUUUACACCUGUACGGGCAGUUGAUCAUCAGCUCAACACCCAGGUCAGCACACUUCAAUAGCUUAAAGCUGGAAUCACUAAUGAAUACAUUAAUAGAUAAAUAUUUCCCCAUAUGUAUUUGAGAAAAUGCACACAAGAAACAGAGCUGUACAAAAGAACAAGGUAUAUAUAUAUAUAUAUAGAUAUGAAAGACAACACUUUUUGCUAUUAUACUAUUGUUUCAUUGUAUAAUUUGACUUUGGCUCAUGUGGUGGCGACCCCUCCCUCCAGCUGAUGACUCACCCUGCAGCGGACUGAGAGAGCGACUGGCUGUUUUUCUGGCUGUUUUGACUGAACUUGACUCGCUCUCGCCAUCAUGGUCUUGAGUAUUGAAACGUACCUGGAACCCACUUGAAAGAUUGUUGAAACUAAAAUGUGUCUGUUGUAGCUUCAUGAUCGACACUGUUCAUACACAGUCAGCAAUGUAGUUUACUUGAUGCAAGCGAUGCACUGUAACAUACUGUUUGUAUUUUUCACUUUGUGAGGCUUCAUUUCAGAGUCUCUGUUGUGUUUCAGAAAAAAAUAAAUGUUUAUGAAUUAA